Seriola dumerili (greater amberjack) is the source of this 3845-nucleotide messenger RNA. It is a transcript of the gene bms1, whose product is annotated as BMS1, ribosome biogenesis factor. Gene Ontology annotation, cellular component: 90S preribosome; nucleus. The record is from RefSeq and is a predicted model, not a curated record. The transcript is spliced from 23 exons. Lineage: Eukaryota; Metazoa; Chordata; Actinopteri; Carangiformes; Carangidae. Gene Ontology annotation, molecular function: GTP binding; U3 snoRNA binding; GTPase activity. The coding region runs from base 74 to 3760 and encodes 1228 amino acids. Gene Ontology annotation, biological process: endonucleolytic cleavage of tricistronic rRNA transcript (SSU-rRNA, 5.8S rRNA, LSU-rRNA); maturation of SSU-rRNA from tricistronic rRNA transcript (SSU-rRNA, 5.8S rRNA, LSU-rRNA); ribosome biogenesis.
UUACACACGUGAAAAGUGGAGGAAGCAAGCAGACUGUGAGCAGACAACAGGCGGUUUACUUGCAGUGGACAGGAUGGACGGGAAGGUUAAGGAACAGAAGCGACAUCAGCAAAAGCACAGCGGACCAAAGGCAGAGAGGAAGAAGCUCAGGAAACAGGGAGGCUCAACAGAGGAGGAUGAACGGAGACGCAACCCCAAAGCAUUUGCAGUUCAGUCUGCUGUCCGCAUGGCCAAAACGUUUCACAGGGCCCAGGACAUAAAGGCCAAAAAACAUCACAUCCCUCUUGUGGACCGGACUCCCCUGGAACCCCCUCCAGUUGUGAUUGUAGUUGUUGGGCCCCCCAAGGUGGGAAAAAGCACCCUUAUCCGCUGCCUGAUCAAAAACUUCACCCGGCAGAAGCUGGGGGACAUAUGUGGACCUAUUACCAUCGUCUCUGGGAAGAAGCGUCGCCUCACUUUCAUGGAGUGUAACAAUGACAUAAACACUAUGAUUGACCUCGCAAAAGUAGCUGACCUGGUCUUGAUGUUGAUUGAUGCCAGCUUUGGCUUUGAGAUGGAGACGUUUGAGUUUCUCAACAUCUGUCAGGUGCACGGCUUUCCUCGUAUCAUGGGUGUGCUGACUCAUCUGGAUUCAUUCAAGAACAACAAGACACUGAGGAAGACAAAGAAAAACCUCAAACAUCGCUUCUGGACAGAGGUCUACCAGGGAGCCAAGCUGUUCUAUCUGUCUGGUAUGGUGUAUGGUGAGUACCAGACUCAGGAAGUGAAGAACCUGGGCCGCUUCAUCUCUGUCAUGAAGUUUCGUCCUCUGGUGUGGCAGACCUCCCAUCCUUAUGUUUUGGUCGACCGUAUGGAGGACUUGACUGACCCAGAGAGGGUGAGAACAGACCCCAAAUGUGAUCGGACUGUGUCACUCUAUGGCUACCUCAGAGGGACAUAUUUGAAAAACAAAGGCCAGGUCCAUGUCCCAGGUGUAGGAGACUUUCAGGUGGCAGACGUAAACUUCCUGCCUGACCCAUGUCCUCUGCCAGAUGCUCAGAAGAAGAGAGCGCUGAACGAGAAGGAGCGUCUGCUCUAUGCACCUAUGGCCGGCGUCGGUGGGGUUGUGUACGACAAAGAUGCUGUAUACAUCGACCUUCCUGCCAACCACGUCAAUCAGCAGCAGGAGGAGGUACGGCCCACCACAGAACUGGUCCAGUCUCUCAUCGACACACAUGCCACCCUGGAUGCAAAGAUGGCUGCCAGUAAAGUGUCUCUGUUCAGUGGCUCAGCCACCCUGGAGCCCACAGACAUCGAUGAGCAGAGCAGAGAGAAGGAGGGUCCUCACCAGAAGCGGGUCUGGGAUCCCACCACGCAGAGAGAGAGAAGGGCGGUGGUCUUCACAGAGGAAGAGGAGGAGGACAGGGAAGAUGAUGACAGUGGUUCCACUGAUGAUGAGGAUGGCGGUAGUGACAACAGUGACCAGGAGGAGCAGCAGGAGGAGGAGGACGAGGAUGAGGAUAACCUUUCCACAUUUCUCAAAGAGGCAAGAGCCAAAUGUGAAGGGACAGAUAAGAACAUACCAGGCAGCACCCCCCCAGCAAAGAAACAGAAACUAGAGGAAAAGAAAGAAGAGCAGCAAAUGACCGCUGAGGUGCCAGCGUUUGCUGACAGUGAAGAUGACCUGGAGAUCAGUGAGGAGGAGGGAGAAGAAAAGGGGGAGGGCGGAAGAGCAGGAGACUCUGGACACUGUUCUGAGGAAGAUGAGGAAGAUGAUGAUGAUGAUGAUGAUGAUGAUGAUGAUGAUGAUGAUGAAGAUGAAGAAGAGUCUGAUGAUGAAUCCAUGGAAGAGGAGGAUGGUGCAGCUGAAGCUGCAAUGAAGGAACAAAGAGAGAGUGAGGGGGAGGAAGAGCAGGGCACUCUUAGGUGGAAGGAGGGUCUGCAAAAGAAAGCAUCAGAGGCAUUUCUACGGCAACAAGAAGCUACACCCAAUCUGAGAAAACUGGUUUAUGGUUCAGUUGUAGAGGCGGAUGAUUCUGAGGAUGAGGAGGAGGAGCUGGGGGGGCUGUUUCGAGUGAGUCGCCCUCAGACAAGCAAAAGGUUCAAGGCAAAUGCUGUCGACUGCUCCCGCUUCAACCCCGACACCUCCCACAACUGGGACCUGGAGGAGAUGUUAAAUUCCAUCAGAGACUGCUUUGUGACAGGGAAGUGGGAGGAAGACCAAGAUGCAGCCACACUACUGAAGGAGGAUGAGGAGCUGUAUGGUGACUUUGAGGAUUUGGAAACGGGAGAAGUUCACAAGGGCCAGAGUGGGCAGCAGGAGCAGGCUGAGAAUAGUGAGGAGGAGGAUGAUGAAGCUGAGGAGAGUCUGGUGAAGGUGGAUGAUGACGAGGUGCAGAAGAACAAGCGCCUGGAGAAGAAGCGCAGACUGAAGGAGCGAUUUGAUUCAGAAUAUGACAAUGGAGACGCAACUUACUUUGAUGACCUGAAGGAGGAAAUGCAGAAGCAGGCUGAGCUGAACAGGGCAGAGUUUGAGGAUGUGGAUAAUGAGACCAGAGUGCAGUAUGAAGGCUUCCGGCCAGGAAUGUAUGUCAGAUUAGAAAUCUCCGCUGUCCCCUGUGAAUUUGUCACCAGCUUUGAUCCUCAUUAUCCCAUCAUCCUCGGAGGUCUUGGCUCCAGUGAAGGCAACAUAGGAUACCUGCAGAUGCGACUAAAGAAACACCGCUGGUAUGAGCGCAUCCUGAAAACACGGGACCCCCUCAUCCUGUCCUUAGGCUGGAGGCGCUUUCAGACCAUCCCCCUCUACCACAUCGAGGAUCACAAUGGACGCCACCGCCUGCUCAAAUACACACCAGAGCACAUGCAUUGUGGAGCCUCCAUCUGGGGUCCCAUCACUCCACAGGGCACUGGGUUCCUGGCUGUACAGUCAGUAGCAGGAACUAAAGCUAAUUUCCGUAUUGCAGCCACAGGCGUGAUCCUGGAUCUGGAUAAAUCAGUGACCAUAGUGAAGAAGCUCAAACUCAUUGGUUACCCCUACAAGAUCUUCAAGAACACAUGCUUCGUUAAGGGCAUGUUCAACACAGUGCUGGAGGUGGCUAAAUUUGAAGGUGCCUCUGUGCGAACAGUUUCAGGGGUCAGAGGUCAGAUCAAAAAGGUCUUGUCUACACCACCAGGAGCUUACAGAGCCACAUUUGAGGACCGCCUGCUCAUGAGUGACAUUGUGUUCCUGCGCUCCUGGUAUCCAGUGUCUGUUCCUCAGCUCUACAACCCUGUCACCUCUUUGCUGCUGCCUGUUGGUCAGAAGGACAGCUGGGCAGGCAUGAGGACCCUGGGUCAGCUCAAACAUGACCUGGGCAUCCGCAACAAGCCCAACACUGACUCUCUGUACAAGCCGGUAGCUCGAGCCCAAAGGCACUUCAACCCGCUCCACAUCCCCAAGGAGCUGCAGAAGGCCCUGCCCUUCAAGAGCAAACCCAAACAGCAGCAACCCAAAGGAAAGACGCCCAGAGACCUGCAGCGUCCCAGUGUGAUCAGAGAACCCCAUGAGAGAAAGGUGGCGGCCCUGCUCCACGCUCUGAGCACAGUUCACAACCACAAGAGGAAGAAAUCCCACAUGGUGCAGCACGCCAAACACAAGGAGUUCCUUCAGCAGAAGGAGAAACAGGAGGAGGCCAAGCUGAGGAGACAGAAGGAGGCACGUAAAAAACUGUACCGUGUCAUGGGCCAGAUGGACCAGAAGAAACAAAGGUCCAGUCUAAAGGGGGCGCCACAGGACAAUUGACUUUCUGGACUAAUGAGGCAAACCUCUGUCACUGUCUCUUUGGAGUUUUAGCGUGUUUUCAUUUUAGCAGGUUCAUUUUUAUUGU